AUGAAAACAAAUUGGGAUUCCGAACUGCCAACAGAAAUCUCUAAGAAGUUCAAAAGGUGGAGAAAUCAGUUGAGUCUACUUAGGAAAAUUGCUAUCCCUAGUUGUUUAAUAAAAGAUCCUGAUAAUGCUGACAGUUUAAGUAUACACGUGUUUUGUGACGCAAGCAAAACAGCUUAUGUUACCUGCAUAUAUUUAAGGAGUGCAAGUAAGAACUUGACUUCAUGUCAGUUGGUUCAAGCACGGAGUAAGGUAGCUCCGCUGAAGGCUAUUACAAUUUCUAGGCUAGAGCUGUUUGCUUGCUCUAUUGGUACCAGACUGGUGCAAAGAGUUAUUGAAGAUUUAAAAUUAGGAAAUAUCCCAAUUUUCUUUUGGACUGACUCUAAUAACGCCUUGUGUUGGAUAAAAGGUAGCGAAAACUGGACACCAUUUGUAUAUAACAGGAUACGAGAAAUUAGAUUGGCGAGUAAACCCGAAAAUUGGCAUUAUGUAUCUGGAUCGAUCAAUCCAGCGGAUCUACCAUCCAGAGGUUGUUCCGUUCGACAGCUCUCGGAGACAGAGUGGUGGCAUGGUCCUCCUUGGCUCUAUUACCCAUCUGAUAAAUGGUCUAGAUCUGAAUUCUCCGUAAAUGAAGAAGUGUUGAAGGAAAAGAGAAAGGAAAUAGUAUCAUCUAUGGUGAACCUUAAAAAAACUGACAAUUCCUUUAUUUACAAGUUUUCGAACUAUCACAAGACUGUAAGAAUCGUUGCCUGGAUACUUCGAUUUAUAAAUAACAGUCGUAUUUCUAGGGAUGAUCGAAAAUAUGGAAUUCUUGAUUCUGAGGAAAUUUCUGUAGCUGAAUAUGCAGUUAUCAGAAUAAUACAGAAGGAAAGCUUCGUUAAUGAAGAAGAUGAAAAGUAG
Argiope bruennichi is the source of this 897-nucleotide messenger RNA. RefSeq lists its product as uncharacterized. The transcript has a single exon. NCBI's taxonomy places the organism in Eukaryota, Metazoa, Arthropoda, Arachnida, Araneae, Araneidae. Bases 1 to 897 code for a protein of 298 amino acids. The record is from RefSeq and is a predicted model, not a curated record.